AUGGCGAGUCUGGUUGUAGGCUCGACAUCCUCUAUCGAUAUGUCUCCUUGUCUACCCCCCAAAAUACUGUCACCAUCCCAAAUAUACUCGAAUCUUAACGCGAAUCCCAGUACGUCAAGGGCGGGGCCGUCAAACGCGGAACGGGCGCGACCGAAACCUGCUUUUGACAAGCGGUUUAUUACGGAGUUGGGCAAUUCCACUUUGUUGCGGAACGUGGUGUACGCUGCUGAGGGAGCUUUUGAGGAACCGGCUGGGAAGAAAAAGAAUACCUUCGACGGGGCUGUUGCGUCCCUCGAUACUCAGGCGAUUCAGAAUUGUCCGAUUCUUGAGUAUAACUGGCGGUGGUUCUAA
This is a messenger RNA of Hyaloscypha bicolor E, 351 nucleotides long. RefSeq lists its product as uncharacterized. The coding region runs from base 1 to 351 and encodes 116 amino acids. The transcript is spliced from 2 exons. NCBI's taxonomy places the organism in Eukaryota, Fungi, Ascomycota, Leotiomycetes, Helotiales, Hyaloscyphaceae. The record is from RefSeq and is a predicted model, not a curated record.